AUGUCCUUGAAGCGACAGGGAUGUAUGUGAAAGUGAGUGUUGACGGAGCUCCUUAUCUUAGGAAGAUUGAUCUCAAGGUUUACAAAAGCUAUCCUCAACUCCUAGAGGCUUUGGAAAAAAUGUUCAAGCUCACCAUUGGUGCAUACUCGGAGAGGGAAGGGUACGAUGGAUCUGAUUAUGCUCCUACUUAUGAAGAUAAAGAUGGUGAUUGGAUGCUUGUUGGAGAUGUUCCAUGGGAAAUGUUCAUUUGCUCUUGCAAGAGACUGAGAAUCAUGAAGGGAUCAGAAUAUAAGAAUACUUAAAGAUGGAAAUCUUCACCC
This is a messenger RNA of Hibiscus syriacus, 320 nucleotides long. RefSeq names its product auxin-induced protein 22D-like. Gene Ontology annotation, biological process: regulation of DNA-templated transcription. Gene Ontology annotation, molecular function: protein binding. NCBI's taxonomy places the organism in Eukaryota, Viridiplantae, Streptophyta, Magnoliopsida, Malvales, Malvaceae. The record is from RefSeq and is a predicted model, not a curated record. The transcript is spliced from 3 exons. Gene Ontology annotation, cellular component: nucleus. The coding region runs from base 21 to 302 and encodes 93 amino acids.